Anopheles stephensi (Asian malaria mosquito) is the source of this 1274-nucleotide messenger RNA. RefSeq names its product elongation factor Ts, mitochondrial (gene mEFTs). Gene Ontology annotation, cellular component: mitochondrial matrix. The transcript is spliced from 2 exons. The coding region runs from base 217 to 1053 and encodes 278 amino acids. Lineage: Eukaryota; Metazoa; Arthropoda; Insecta; Diptera; Culicidae. Gene Ontology annotation, biological process: mitochondrial translational elongation. Gene Ontology annotation, molecular function: translation elongation factor activity; protein binding. The record is from RefSeq and is a predicted model, not a curated record.
AAUGAAACGUCAAAUGUGACAAGCACAGCAGAUACCGAAAGAAAAAAAACAUUGGAACCAACAUUUCGUAAACAUUCAACACAUUUCCUCCUUUUUCACGAUAUUAAACGCAAAAGAUUGCGUGAACGGACAGUGUUAACAGCACGGAACCGAAUGUAAACAGGGGGCUUUCCAUUUUCCCGCCUCACACUUGAUAGCAAUAACGAGUUAGAAAGCAUGGGAGCACCGAUAGUGCUCGUCCUCUCGACGGACGAGUCCGUCAAGCCGGAAAGUGUUAUCGAGCGCAUUCGCAAGCUUCCGAACAGUGAGGAUCAAAUCAAGCUCAGCACAGAGCCAUCGGAAUGUAUCGGGUACGGGUAUCAAAUACACACCAAGUAUUACGAUACCAAGGUGAUCCUGUAUGCACACGGUUCCGCCGAGCUGGCCACAGUUUCGAAUGCAAUACUGAAACGGACGGAAGGAAUAUUGAUCUACUUCGACGCCAAAGAUCGUACGUUCCUCGAACGGCUUCCAGCGUACAGCACCUUUGUCCAGCAGCACGAGAUCGAGUUCGGCAUUCUGCUCUGCUCGACGCUGCAGGAAAGCAGUGCCGAUGGUAUUACGUACGGUGAGGCGAAAAGCCAGUGUACCGUGCUGGAUGUGAUAGAACUCGAACCGAACGCGGAAGAUGCGGAGGAAGAGGUGGCCGGUGCUGGGGAAGCAACGGGUGUGGACGAAUUGAUCCAAGCGAUGCAUAAUUAUAUCUGGUCCAAUGUGAAUAUACACCGGGGGAAUAGGAACACCGGCGCUACGGAUGAAGAAAGUCCUGGCCUACUGUCUCCGAAUCCGGCCGACGACGGCGACAACGACGCGGAUGCAGCUCCAAUAACCGAGGAAGAGGAGCGCAUAAUCGAAGCCGAACUGAACGGGUUUGAACGACUGCUGACGGAAGUGAUGAACUUCCAGCCAAACACCAGCAACUGGACGCGGAACGAGCGGCUCAUGUACGCGGAAGAGCUGGCCGAAAUGUUCGACAAUCUGGUCGAGGAAGACGAGACUAUCGGGCACACUUAAAAGCAAUUUAGCGCAUCUCUCGUUACGCGUGCAUUCCGCAAUAAGGAACAAGGUUUUGUUUUUGGAGACCUUAAGUAUUCUGUAAGCUUUUCUGUGACAUUUGGUUUUUCCUUAUCUUACGUUGCCCUUCAUUAUUUUCCCACGGGGAACCGAUAACCAGGUCUGUGUUACUAUCGAAAAUAAACCCUUAAGAAUCUGUAACAAAACAGAGAAAAACACAA